Molecule: messenger RNA, 858 nt
Organism: Ostreococcus lucimarinus CCE9901
Lineage: Eukaryota; Viridiplantae; Chlorophyta; Mamiellophyceae; Mamiellales; Bathycoccaceae
Exons: 1
Coding region: 1-858 (285 amino acids)
Biological process (GO): nuclear polyadenylation-dependent mRNA catabolic process; U4 snRNA 3'-end processing; nuclear polyadenylation-dependent rRNA catabolic process
Cellular component (GO): cytoplasmic exosome (RNase complex); nuclear exosome (RNase complex)
Source: RefSeq, a predicted model, not a curated record
AUGGAAUCCGCGGCGUACGCGCGGUUGUACCCGCGCGAGGCGUGCGAAAAGACGCUGGCGAGCGGCGCGAGAGGGGACGGAAGACCGCUCGGGCGCGCGCGGGCGCGAACGUGCGCGACGGGCGUCGCGAGCGGCGCGCUGGGGAGCGCGCUCGCGAAACACGGCGCGACGACGGCGUGCGCGGGCGUCACGGCGACGAUCGCGACGCCGGACGCGACGCGGCCGGAGGAGGGGUUUUUAGAGAUAGCGGUGGAUCACGCGCCGCAGGCGAGCGAGGACGCGCGAGACGGACGGACGCGGGGGCGAAGGGAGGCGGCGGCGGCGGCGUGCGCGAGCGCGGUGGCGAACGCGGCGGUGCUGGGGAAGGAUUUGAAGCAGCUGUGCGUCGAACGAGGCACGUUCGCGUGGCGGGUGAGAGUGGAUGUGAUAGUGCUGUGCGAUGACGGAGGGGCGGCGGAUUGCGCGGUGACGGCGGUGAUGGCGGCGCUGCGGGACUGCGUGUUGCCGGAGGUCGCGGUGACGCGAGGGAAGGUGGCGCUGGAGGGUGAUGGAACGGCGAUGAACGGCGAUGGCGUGCGAAAGGGGACGCGUUUGGACGUGCAGACGAUGCCGGUGUGCCUGACGACGGCGCUUUAUCGAGAACAUUUGUUGGUGGAUCCGACGCGGGAGGAGGAAGCGCUGAGCGAGUGCGAGGUGAGCGUGGUGUUGACGGAGGACGGGUUACUUCGGGGAGUUUUUAAGCCAGGCGGUGAAGUCGAGGCGACGGAAGAUACGCUUAUGAAGUGCAUCGCGGCGGCGAAACUUCACUACGCGGCGUCCGCGAAGGUUGUUCUAGAGGCGACGGAAGACGAAGAGUGA